CAAUUGCAUCAAUAUAUUGGUUAAUAUUAUUUUUUCCACACAUUUGGUGCAUAACACUAACAUCUACUAGCCAAAAGAACCCUUAAAAAUAUGUCAUCUUCAUCAGCGGAAUCGAAAAUGGCCUUAGCCAAGACUGUAUUAUCGACAAUAGGCUCUGUUGCUGCGACAACCAUGUUGGUUCGUUCGAUAUUCCAUGACUACAUCCCUCAGGAAAUCCAUGAAUAUCUCUUCUUUGGACUUAGAAAAAUGUUCACCAAGUUCUCAAAUCAGCUAACAAUGGUAAUUGACGAAUUUGAUGGUCUUGUUAAUAAUGAAAUUUAUGAAGCUGCUGAGACCUAUUUGGGCAACAAGUUAUCACCUAACAUUCAUCGACUUAAAAUCAGUAAGCCUGAGAAGGAAAAGAAUUUCAACAUCGCUAUGGAACGUAAUGAGGAGGUGACAGAUGUUUAUAAUGGACAAACAUUCAAGUGGAUUUGGCUCUGUAGACAAACACAAUCUACAAAUUUCUAUAAUUCCAUGGACAUGAAUUCCACUCUAAAAUCUGAAAUCAGGUCCUUUGAGCUGACAUUUCACAAGAAAAACAAGGACCUUGUACUUAAUUCGUAUUUGCCUCACAUAAUGAAAGAAGCAAAAUUGCAAAAACACGUAAACAAGACGAUCAAGAUUCACACUGUGGAUUGUGAGAGAAUGUACAAUUUACACGAAAUGUGGAAGCCGGUGAAUCUUAAUCAUCCAGCCACUUUUGAGACAAUCGCGAUGGAAUCAGAUCAAAAAGACAUGAUCUUAAAGGAUUUGGAGAGAUUCGUGAAGAGGAAAGAUUAUUAUAGGAAAGUUGGCAAGGCAUGGAAAAGAGGAUAUUUGUUGUUUGGUCCUCCAGGGACUGGGAAAUCUAGUUUGAUUGCUGCAAUGGCGAAUUAUUUGAACUUUGAUAUAUAUGAUUUGGAGUUGACCUCGCUGAGGGGGAACUUAGAGUUACGAAGGUUGUUGGUUGCUACAGCCAAUAAAUCCAUUUUGGUGGUGGAGGACAUUGAUUGUACCAUCGACUUGCAAGAUAACUUGGCUAAUCGAGCUACUUAUGUUCAUUCAAUUAAUGGUUUUCAUAUGCAAGAACACAAGGUUACAUUAUCAGGUUUACUGAAUUUUAUUGAUGGAUUAUGGUCGAGUUGUGGAGACGAAAGAAUCAUAAUUUUCACAACAAAUCACAUAGAGAAACUCGAUCCUGCAUUGUUACGACCUGGUAGAAUGGACAUGCACAUUCACAUGACAUAUUGCACACCUUGUGGAUUCAAACUUCUUGCUAACAAUUACUUAGGGAUUAAAGAUCAUAAAUUGUUCAAAGAAAUUGAAGAAUUGAUUGAUAUAGCCAAUGUGACACCAGCAGAAGUGGCAGAGCAAUUGUUGAAGGAAGAUGAAGUUGAGAAUUCACUUAAAGGGUUGAUUAAUUUUCUUUACAAAAAGAUAAAAGAGAAUGAAGAGGAAAAGGCUAGAAAAAUGGAAAUAACACAACUGGAAUUUGUUGAUGAGAAGAAGGAAAAUGUUGAAAAUGAGAUUAAAGAAAAGUAAUUACCAAAUGGGGAAACUACUUAAAAAAAAGUUUGUCUAAUCUAUUUAUCUAAUAAAUUGUACAAUAUUAUACGACAACUAUACUGAGACAAUCCCUAUCACUCAAUCAUGAUUAUAACAUAAUUUAUAUACUUUUA
Messenger RNA from Solanum lycopersicum (tomato), 1700 nucleotides. RefSeq names its product protein HYPER-SENSITIVITY-RELATED 4-like. The record is from RefSeq and is a predicted model, not a curated record. Lineage: Eukaryota; Viridiplantae; Streptophyta; Magnoliopsida; Solanales; Solanaceae. Gene Ontology annotation, molecular function: ATP hydrolysis activity; ATP binding.